Molecule: messenger RNA, 312 nt
Organism: Cylicocyclus nassatus
Lineage: Eukaryota; Metazoa; Nematoda; Chromadorea; Rhabditida; Strongylidae
Source: the annotation of a GenBank genome assembly
AUGAAGUGGUUCGCUUUCACCCUACUGCUCAUUCAGGCAGGAUGGGUUUCGUCCUGCAUUUUUGACAAAGUGGAGAGGUUGGAAAGCGUUACUUUUGAAAGACCUGUGGUUGACAACAUCAACGAAUGCUUUGCUGCGUGCUACGAGAACGCGAUAUGUAUUGGAAUCCAGUAUUGGAAGAACAAAAAGGAGUGCCACCUGUUAAACGCUGGAAAUACUCUACACCGUACUUUGAAUGAUGGCAGCGCCGUUGUCUACAGCCUCCUCCGCGACGACGUGGAUCCGACGUGCCAAACAUUCCUGAAUGUUUGA